AUAGCUUCAGAGGACUGAGGACUGAGAACUGAGAAAGAAGAGAGCAGACUCCCAUCUACACUCACAUAUAUCCAAUCGGUGGUUUUGGAGCCGAGAUGGUGGCGGAAGAGAUCGUGGUCUCCCUCUCAGGAGGAGCUCCGUGGGGGUUUAGGCUGCAAGGAGGAGCAGAGCAGCAAAGGCCGCUACAGGUGGCAAAGGUACGGAAGCGCAGCAAAGCAUGCCGAGCCGGACUGAGGGAGCUCGAUGAGCUGAUUGCCAUCGGUGACCUGAUGUGUGCUGACCUUACACACGCUCAGGCCAUGAACCUAGUAGAUAAAGAGACUUCCACGCUGAACCUGAAAGUUAGAAGGAACCUCUCUGGAUUUCAGCCUUCGUCCUACGCUGCUCGCUCUACGUCACCUCGAUCGUCCGCGAAGGUUCUGUCGCCUCCUGCGACCCUCCUGAACAAUGGUUGCUCCCUCCUCUCUCCCACCGAGUUACCCAGGGGCGUUACAUCCCCCCCAGACAGCGAGGCGUACUACGGCGAGACAGACAGCGACGCAGACACACAAUCACAGACGCACCAUCGACGCCAACGGCGAACGUCUCCUCAUGCUCGCUCGCCUUCGCGUUACGACAACCAGGAGGAGGAGACGUCGGAGAUGAGCGGGUAUGAAAGUGCUACAGAUGCCGGAGUUAGCACCCAGUGGCAUUCCCAAGGUCUCACCGGUGUCCCCCGCAGAGAGGUCAUCUACCUGCCCCACCAGUAUGAGAGAAAUACUUCUGCUCACAGCCUGACUCCUCGCACCCUCACCCCGACCCCUGAUCAGGGCCCGCUGGACGCAGAGGGAGAGGGGGACAGCGGUUUCCAGGAGAUAGGAAGCUGCGCUGCGCCAGGCUGUCCGCCUCUGGUGUCUCCAGAACGGGCAAAAGAGGCCCUGAAGCUGGGCUCCGGUCAUCAUCUGGUGCCCAUGGUGGGACCACAGCUCACCCCGGUUAACGACGAACUCUCCACCACCUACAUGGAGAAGGCUCGACAAGCCAAGUUGCAGCGCGGGGAGAGCGUGGUGGAGAAACAGGUGAAGGAGGCCCGCACUAAAUGCCGCUCUAUUGCGUCUUUGCUGACUGACGCUCCCAACCCCAAUUCAAAAGGGGUUCUUAUGUUCAAGAAACGCCGGCAGAGAGCCAAGAAGUACACGCUGACCUGCUUCGGGAAGGCCGAGGGAGACAGAGGAGGGGAGACAGAAGGGGAGACCGGAGGGGAAACAGAAGAGGAAGGAGGAGGAAGCUCGAUCCUAAGUGGCUCGGAGGUUGAGGAAGAAGGAUUGUUUGCCUCUUUUGACGCUACGUGGGAUUCAGGUUAUCUUGAUCUGCUGGAUAGGAGGAGCUCUGCCUGCCCGUCAAACACACCAACCACUCCAACUGCGCCGAGCACCAACAACAGCGCAGAGGUGGACCUCUCAGCUUAUCGCACACCAGGACGCUUGACAUCUGGAAAUCAAAGCUCAGGGUUGGAUAUCUCGGGCUUGGAGAGUUCAGCCAGCGGCAGCUUCACAAAACAGCCCAUCGGCGACCAGAUGUCUCCUCCAGCUGUGGCUCUGACUAACGGGGGUUCAGUUGCAGUGAGUCGGGCAAGUGUUGUUCUGAGCCCACCCUCUGAGACACCCACACAAAGUCAAAAUGGGCUCCACAACCAUUCUAAUAACACCGGCAGCUCCGAUUUUGGUGCGAGCCCUGGCGCGGACCCGAUCGGUAUCUCCAGCUUUAAUCCAAACUCCGUUAUUCUGAACCGCACUGCACGCCCGUUCGCCCCCGGCUCAACCCCGUCCCGCGCGUCUGUGACCUCCGUGAUGUUCCGGCCUCCCCAACCCAAACCGACGCCGCUAACUAUGGCACCCAAACCCGUUUCAGCGGUUUCCAUGAUGACGAUCUCACCCGCGCAACCUUCACCAGGGGCAGAUGCAAGGAGAGCGGUGUCCAGCACCUCUCUUUACAUCCCUCCAAGAAACAACCACAGUAACACUUCCCCCUCUGUUUACUCCCCUCCAUCUUUCUCUCAGCCUCCUUCGACAUUUUCUACUCUUUCUCCGGUGCAUGCGUCUCCCUCAACCCCGCUCUCGCCGUCUGCAGAUCAAAAUUCUCUGAUACACCCAUCGACUGCUAAACCCUUCUCCCCUCCACCUUACCUCUCUCCUCUUGCUCCUCCUUAUCCACCUCCCACUUCAACUCCUCACAUUUCCUCUCUGAAACCACCUUCUGAUUUAGCUAAAGACUUGUUCCCUGCACCUCCUGUCACCUCUCCCUCUCCCUCUCCGUCCGUCCACCCAUACAUCAACGUGACAGAUGCAGCCUCUCCUACGUUGCCUCCUCAGGCUCUUGCCAGCGACUCGAUGGCCACGCGAGAGCACCGCAUAUCGGUCCCGGCUGCUCGCACCGGCAUCUUGCACGACGCUCGCCGUCGUAGCAGCAAGAAGCCAAUGUUCACUGCGCUACAGAGCAAAGAUGUUUCUCCAAACCCCGACUUGCUGUCGAUGGUGCAGAACAUGGAUGACCAUUGCGGGAGAACGGCAUGUGUGGAGUCUGUGGUUGCCCCAAGUGGGGAGGCCGGUCAUGAGUCAGGGCCUGAGGAGGACUGGCUGAGGCUUGGGGCAGAAGCCUGUAACUUCAUGCAGGCACAGCGAGGACCGAAGCCGCCCGCCGUGGCUCCUAAACCCCAGACCCCUCAGGUCCUGCAGCUUGCUGGUAAAGGAGGGCAGCUCUUUGCUCGCAGACAGAACAGGAUGGAUCGAUAUGUUGUGGAGCGUUCUCCAUCUGCCGCUGCAGCACCUUACUCUCCAGCUCAGACCAGGGAGCCUUCACCCACACCUUCCCUUCCCGCAGCAUGGAAAUACUCACCAAACAUCCGUGCCCCGCCUCCGAUCAACUACAAUCCCCUGCUGUCGCCUUCCUGUCCUCCAAAGGCCCAGAAGAAACCCGAGGUAGCAAAGUCUGGGACAAACAGAUCCAAAGGGAAAAAAGCCGGCAUCAAGCCUGUUGACAUAAUGAGCCACCAGCCCUACCAGCUCAACUCGUCCCUGUUCAGCUAUGGAGCCGGGCUUCCCCAGGAUCCUUCCAACGUUAACCAUCAGAGAAGUGGUCCUCAGAAGACAGCAAGGGUCUAUGAGGUAAAGCGGUUCUCAACACCCCCUCCGACCGCCACAGGACCGACCCCCAAAGUUAUUGUACCUCGAUCCGCCACAACACUUGGAGAACCACUGAGGUACUCUGAUGAGUUUUCCCCACUCGCUGCUGGAGCAGUGCCCCGUGAACACAUGCAGACUCCGCCCCAGCCCUUCCAGCCUCAGUGGGCCUCCUCUCCUCUGUCUUCCCCACUGCCUCCGGCCCCCACUGCCCCGCUCCCCCAGCUCCCGACCUUCUCCUCACGGGGGGUUUCAAUCCCGUCCCAGCCCCCGGUUGCUCCGCAGGCCAACAGGAGUUUCAAGAGUGCCCCAGAUCUAAGUCCUCUGGGUCCCAGUAAUGCCUCUCACCAGUCUCCCAGCAGCUCUCAGCCCCCCCGGGUGCCCAGGCCUCGGUUCAGCACUUCUAACUUGGGUCUGCAACCAUGCAUAUGGCGUCCUGGAUCCACCGCGCACUAAACAGAUCCUCAUCAGGCCAUGAGAAACAAAAACUGUGUGGGGAACGUUAAAAAAAUCUUCUGAUAUUACCUAUUAUUUUUAUUAAUACCAUUAUAGCAAGGAUUUUAAACGAAUCAGCCACACGUUUAACCACAAUAUUUGUCUGCAUGUAAUUCACGUGAAUCACGUUUUAGAUUUUACCCAGCUCAGAUCUGAUUCAUGUAGUGAAACAUUAAUAAGAAAAGAACUCCCAUCAUUGGAGGUCCGACAAGCUGUUAGAGAAAUCGGAAGCAAAGUUUUGUAAAUAUCCUGCAGAAUUAUUUGAGUUUAAUGUCUCAAAAAGUGGAAUAGAGGAUGUGUAAUGUCGGGUGGGAUUUAAGAGAGAAGUAGCAGAGAAUGGGGAAAGAUGUACAGAAAGCAGAGAUGAAGCAGCAGAAUUUAAAAGAAAGAUGCCGAGUGAAUGCAAACCUUCACAAUCUGCAAAAUCCUGCCUGUUGCUAUCACAUAACAGCUCAUUUAACUAAGUUCUGUUACAACCACUAUUAAAAGUCAUUGAUAGUUCUAAGUAUUUAAGCUGGAUCCUUGAUCUUUGUGUGCUUUGCUGUAGGGAACAGCCUUUUGCUGCAGACAUUAUUGAUAAGGGAAAUAUAAUACAGGGUAUAGGUACAACAUGUCUGUUUGCCUGUGAUUCUUCUUCACAGAAACAUGGGGUUGAAUAAAAAUAGACAUGACUCACCUCA
Fundulus heteroclitus (mummichog) is the source of this 4333-nucleotide messenger RNA. RefSeq names its product synaptopodin 2-like protein. Gene Ontology annotation, cellular component: Z disc; actin cytoskeleton; nucleus. NCBI's taxonomy places the organism in Eukaryota, Metazoa, Chordata, Actinopteri, Cyprinodontiformes, Fundulidae. The record is from RefSeq and is a predicted model, not a curated record. Gene Ontology annotation, molecular function: actin binding. Bases 96 to 3614 code for a protein of 1172 amino acids. Gene Ontology annotation, biological process: positive regulation of actin filament bundle assembly. The transcript has 5 exons.